GGGUCACCCCAUUAGGAAGGUUGAGAACCACUGUUCUAAAGUUAUAAAGGAGUAUCUAGCAUACUGCCCCUUUACAUCCUUAGGAAACAGCUGUUUUUGAAACAAGUGUCAGGGAUUUGACACCAUGAAACAGAUGUCUCUGACACAUUGGUGACUGCAUGGUAAACCAAACAUUCUCUUGAGAUCUUGAAUGAACUGGCUUAGAAAAAUGGUCAUGGACAAAAAUAACUUACCACUGAAUGAAUAUUUUCCCCAGCAUGACUUCUCCCUCUCUGACCUCUCAUUCUUUGUUCUAAAAAGACGCCUGCAUAAUAUACAUGAAAGGCAAGCCUGGGAAUUAACAUUCAUAGGGCCAUGGUAAAUAAAGGACAAUAGCUUAAAUAGACAAGGAUCUUGAAUUCUUGCCUUGUUAUAACAAUAGUCCAUAACCACCUGCUGCUUGAUAUAUUUUUCUAUGCUAAAUGAGUUCUGAAUCGGUUAUGAUUUCAAACAGAGCUUGGAAAGGUUCCUUUUUGGAUUAUAGCUUCUAGAAUAUCCCAAACAACCCAGCCUGAGUGGGAAGAAGAGCUCCAAAAGCAGUGAUGGCUUUGUGGUUUUGAACUGAAACUAGUAGUGCAUGCUACUGAAGCCUCAUAUUCCUGAGGAAUAGUCAUGAAUGGGUGUCAAGAUCUAGACAGCUUGUGAGAAUGCCUCGACCUGCUAAUUUACUCCUCUUUCAAACCACAUUUCUUUUGCUCUUUUUGUGCUGGGAUGUACUGAGCCGGGCUUUGCCCAUUGGUCCAGAUUAUUUGCAGCGUGGCUGGCAGCGGCUCCUGGAGGAAGGAGAGAGCUGUGUGGAAUGCAAGUUGGAGGACUGUCCCACCCCAAGGGGCUGUCUUGCUGGGGUGGUGCUGGAUGCCUGUGACUGUUGCUGGGAAUGCGCCAAUCUUGAGGGGCAGAUCUGUGACUUAGACAAUACCAACCACUUCUAUGGCAAGUGUGGGGAUCACUUAGAAUGUCGCCUUGAUUCUGGGGACCUGCGACAUGGGGAGGUGCCUGAACCCCAAUGUACUUGCCUGUCUAACCAAGCUCUCUGUGGCUCUGAUGGCAAAACAUAUGCCCAAAUCUGCAAAUUCCAAGAAGUGCGUAACUCCCAUCCUGAAACUAAUCUGACCGUGACUCACGAAGGACCUUGUGAAUCAGAACCUCAUAUCAUAUUGCCUCCCUAUGACAUCUGGAACAUCACUGGGCAAGAUGUGGUUUUUGGCUGUGAGGUCUUUGCAUAUCCCAUGGCUUCGAUUGAAUGGAGGAAAGAGGGACUGGAUAUGUUGCUUCCUGGAGAUGACCCCCAUAUUUCAGUUCAGUUUAGGGGAGGCCCUCAGAAAUAUGAGGUGACCAGCUGGCUCCAAAUCCAAGGUGUGAGGGUAACUGAUGAGGGAACAUACCGCUGCUUUGCAAGGAACAAUAUUGGGCAAGUGGCAGCUCCUGCCAAUCUUCUGGUUCUCACUCCUGAUCAGCUAAAUAUGACCAAAUUGGUUCUGCCCAAAACAUCUAACCAAGGACUGGAUGAGGACAUGGAGAGUGAUGAAUCCUAUGACUAUUAUUGAUGGGACAUAUGUGACAGAGGCAACAAGAGUUCGAUUGAAAUUUACAUUUUUCCCCAUUUGGGAGUUAUCUGCUCACCAACUACAGAUUUGACUUCAAGGAUAACCAGUACCUGUACCUUGUACCAAAUUUAAAAACAGCUGAAAAUGUUGUUUUCUGUAUCCAUAGAUUCUGCGUCCAUGGAACUGAUGACCCACAGCUUGAAAAUACCCCCCCCCCCCAAUCCUCCAAAGCAAUCCUUGAUUUUGUCAUUUUAUAUAAGGGAGGCUAUGUACUAUACCACUGUAUGUGAAGAAACUUGAACAUCCAUGGAUGUUGGUAUCCACAGAGGUCCUGGAACCAAACCUCAGUGGACACCAGAGGCCCAGUGUACUUAAUCAUUUGACCCAUCCCUUUGCUGGAUGAAGGGUACACAAUAGUGGGAGGGAAAUCUCUUGUAUUUACUGAUCAUAUAGCAAGUGGGCAUUAAAAUAUAGUUUGACCACC
Anolis carolinensis (green anole) is the source of this 2070-nucleotide messenger RNA. It is a transcript of the gene kazald1, whose product is annotated as Kazal type serine peptidase inhibitor domain 1. Gene Ontology annotation, molecular function: insulin-like growth factor binding. Bases 687 to 1586 code for a protein of 299 amino acids. The record is from RefSeq and is a predicted model, not a curated record. Gene Ontology annotation, biological process: regulation of signal transduction; regulation of cell growth. NCBI's taxonomy places the organism in Eukaryota, Metazoa, Chordata, Lepidosauria, Squamata, Anolidae. Gene Ontology annotation, cellular component: interstitial matrix; extracellular region. The transcript has 5 exons.